AUGACGAAGCAGCAGAGAGCUGAGGCAGCCGACCAGCAUGCCGUGACCCUCGCCCUCUCGCUCUGCCUCGGCGCUGUCGCUGACCGCAGCAAGAAGAUGCGCCGCGCCGGCGGGGAUGAGUUCGUGUGCAAGACGUGCGGCCGCUCGUCCCCGUCGUUCCAGGCGCUCGGCGGCCACCGGACCAGCCACCUGCGCGGCCGCCACGGGCUCGCGCUCGCCCUCACCACCGGCGAUCAGUACUGCUCCGUCAAGCCCAAGAGUGCUACUGCUACAGAUCAGAAGCAGGCGCACCGGUGCCACAUCUGCGGCCAUGGGUUUGAGACGGGGCAGGCGCUCGGCGGCCACAUGCGCCGGCACCGCGAGGAGGUGGCGCAGGCGCUGCCCGUUCUGCUCGAGCUCUUUAUCUAG
Messenger RNA from Triticum turgidum subsp. durum (durum wheat), 408 nucleotides. Lineage: Eukaryota; Viridiplantae; Streptophyta; Magnoliopsida; Poales; Poaceae. The record is from the annotation of a GenBank genome assembly.